This is a messenger RNA of Zea mays, 1246 nucleotides long. Its product is annotated as probable adenylate kinase 6, chloroplastic. Gene Ontology annotation, molecular function: AMP kinase activity; ATP binding. Gene Ontology annotation, biological process: nucleobase-containing compound metabolic process. The transcript has 4 exons. The record is from RefSeq and is a predicted model, not a curated record. NCBI's taxonomy places the organism in Eukaryota, Viridiplantae, Streptophyta, Magnoliopsida, Poales, Poaceae. The coding region runs from base 86 to 937 and encodes 283 amino acids.
AUAAAUAACUAGGACCCUGCCCAAGUUUCAUCGCUACUCGUCUUGUCUGAUUCCCCCGAGCCUAGCCUAGCCAGCGAGAAGCGAGAUGGCGGGGGUCUCUCGCGCGAUCAGGGCCUGCGCCGCCACGUCCCAGCGCACCCUGGUCGCUGCUUCGGCGGUGGCGCUGCCGAAGGAGGCGAGGGUGAAAGCGGCAACGGUCGGGCGCAGGGGGCGGGGUCCGGAGGACGGGAGGCGCGUGCAGUGGGCGUUCCUCGGGUGCCCCGGGGUGGGGAAGGGCACCUACGCCAGCCGCCUCUCGCAGCUGCUCGGCGUCCCACACAUUGCCACCGGCGACCUCGUCCGCGACGCCCUGGCCUCCCCUGGCCCCUUCUCGAAGAAGCUUGCUGAGAUUGUCAAUCAAGGAAAACUGGUGUCCGAUGAGAUCAUCAUAAAUCUGCUGUCAAGACGCCUGGAAGAGGGAGAAGAAAAGGGUGAAUUGGGGUUCAUCCUUGAUGGCUUUCCUCGAACCAUGAGACAAGCGGAGAUACUUGAAGGAGUCACAAAUAUUGACUUGGUGAUCAAUCUCAAGCUUCGAGAAGAAGCUCUGGUUGCAAGAUGUCUUGGCAGAAGGAUGUGCAGCCAGUGUGGAGAAAACUUCAAUGUGGCCUCCAUUGAUAUUGAGGGAGAAAAUGGUGGAGCUCCAAUGUACCUGCCUCCACUAUUGCCUCCGCCACAGUGUGAAUCGAAGCUAAUAACCAGAGCAGAUGAUACUGAAGAAGUGGUAAAGAACCGGCUACGUGUGUACCAUGAUCUGACUGAACCAGUGGAAGGAUUCUACAAAGCGCGUCAAAAGCUUUUGGAGUUCAAUAUACCUGGUGGAAUACCCGAAUCAUGGCGAAAGUUAUUGGAAGCCUUGAACAUAGAAGACUCCGACAAUAUGAGAUCUGCAGUAGCAUGAUUUUUUUUAGGAAUGCACAUUAAAUUAAACAUCUGUAGCUUAUGUCAAAGUUAGUCAAUUUUUCUGAACAUUCCUUAUAUCUUUAGAAAGCACGGUCGAAUUUGGAUUGAGAUUAGAUUAUUUGGCGUAGCACUCUAACUGUACAGUAGAUUAGUGAUCGAUGGGCAAGAUGAACGAAAGCGGUCUGUAAAAGGAAAUAAAUAGUUGUUCGAUGACCAGACAUUUAUUUGUAGCCUGUACCAUAUAUGAACUUGUUGAAAGAGGUGCAUACCAGAAGCAAUUUGAAUCGUUGUGGAUAUGAUUGAAGCA